Naegleria gruberi is the source of this 1038-nucleotide messenger RNA. RefSeq lists its product as uncharacterized. Lineage: Eukaryota; Heterolobosea; Eutetramitea; Acrasida; Naegleriidae. The coding region runs from base 1 to 1038 and encodes 345 amino acids. The transcript has a single exon. The record is from RefSeq and is a predicted model, not a curated record.
AUGUCUCUCACGCCAACACGAACAAUAACCUUAACAAAGGCUAAGAGGAAAAGCCUACUGAAGAGAGGAAGACACGAUGUUUUGGACUUUGUUACACAGUUAAAACGUAAAUCAAAGCAAUCUCGUCUCAAACAACAACAACAAACUCAACAACAUGAUCAUCCUCCUUCUUAUCAUUCAAGUGGUUGUCAACACACUACUCAACAAACACCGAUUAAUUAUUCUGCAAACAAUAAUGAUCAAGUACCAAAUCAGGCCGAAUCUAUCCACAACAGCAGUAGUAGUAGUAGUAGUAGUAAUAUUGGUUCCUCAAGUGGAUUGGGCAAUAGUAGUAAUAAUAGUGGUGCUAUUUCUCUUCAUAAUUCUACUGGUGGAAUGGGUAAUAUUAUUACUAAUAAUGGUAUUGUAAGCAAUUACGGGUUGGAACAGCAAAAGAGAUUUUUUGAAGAAAAACUAAUCCAGCAACAGAAUGAAUUCCAAGAAAAACUAGUCCAGCAAGAAAUUGAAUUUCAAAAAGCUCUCAAUGAACAAUGCAAUCAUUUGAAGAGAAAAGUGGAAGAAUUAGAAACUUUGGAAUCGACUGCCAAAAAGAAAUGUACUGAAUUGGAAAAUCGUAUAGCCAUCCAGAAGAAGAAAGUUAAGGAGAGAAUUGCAAAUAUUUGGCCUGAUGAAGAUGAUGCAGAUGAUGAUGAUCCUAAAUCAUUCAUCCUCAGAGGGAUCAGUCACACUCUUACAGAUCAACAAGUAACUGAUUUCAAAGUAUGCAGUCAAUUUGGAGUGGCUAUUGAGCGUCUAAUGGCAAUAGCCAAGAUAACUGCUAUCAAUGAGAGUGACUUUAGUGACUUGGAAAAGGCUUUACUAAUCCUUACCAAUGUGGAAACCCCUAGAACUGCUAAAAAAAGAAAGAAGAGAUUCCAAAACUUGAAAAAUAGAUAUUCUCAUUUGUUCCAAGAAGAAGGUGCAAGGUGUAAUAUUGUCUUGGGUUGUGACAAUGGUGGCAGUAGCAGUAGUAGUGGUAAUGUUGGUACACAAGAAUAA